This is a messenger RNA of Culicoides brevitarsis, 732 nucleotides long. Its product is annotated as adult-specific cuticular protein ACP-22-like. The transcript has a single exon. NCBI's taxonomy places the organism in Eukaryota, Metazoa, Arthropoda, Insecta, Diptera, Ceratopogonidae. The coding region runs from base 1 to 732 and encodes 243 amino acids. Gene Ontology annotation, cellular component: extracellular matrix. The record is from RefSeq and is a predicted model, not a curated record.
AUGGCUUUUAAAUUCAUUGCAAUUCUCGCUUUGAUCUCCAGCGCCACAGCUGGUAUUAUCAACCAAAACUACCAUCAAGGAGGACACUCCGACAACUCUUACUCUCAUGGUGGCUCAUCUCACGAUAUCUCCUCUGGAUAUCACGGUGCCAGUUUGAGCCACGGAUCGUCCCUUGGACAUGCCAGCUAUGAACAUUCUGGUCAUGGAUCGUCUCUCAGCCAUGGAUCUUCUCAUGGACACAUUUCGUCCCUCGGAUCAUCAUCUCACGGAUCUUCUCAUGGAUUGAGCCACGGAUCUGGAUUAUCUCAUGGAUCAUCUCUCGGCGGACACUCCAGCCACGGAAACUACCAUCACGAAGAAGAACACCAUGCCCCAGCUCACUACGAAUUCUCCUAUGAAGUCCAUGAUGAUCAUACCGGAGACAUCAAGAGCCAAAAGGAAAGCCGCGAUGGCGACAAAGUCGAAGGAUUCUACACUCUCGUUGAGCCUGACGGUCACAAACGUACCGUACACUAUUCCUCGGACAAACACAGCGGAUUCCAAGCCAAGGUCGAACGUGAAUUCUUGGGAGAACAAUAUGUCCAACAUCACCAACAACACCACAACAACAACAACAACAAACACAACAACUACCACGGAAACCAACAUCAUGGAAAUACCCACUAUGUCUCCAACUCACAUGGUACCUCCUCAGCUGGAAACAGCCAUGGACACUAUGACUACCAUCAUUAA